Molecule: messenger RNA, 2102 nt
Organism: Alosa sapidissima (American shad)
Lineage: Eukaryota; Metazoa; Chordata; Actinopteri; Clupeiformes; Clupeidae
Gene: opn7d
Product: opsin 7, group member d
Exons: 6
Coding region: 258-1487 (409 amino acids)
Biological process (GO): G protein-coupled receptor signaling pathway; visual perception
Cellular component (GO): membrane
Molecular function (GO): G protein-coupled receptor activity
Source: RefSeq, a predicted model, not a curated record
AAGAGAGAGAGACAGAGACAGUGAGAGAGAGGGGAAGACAGAGCACCUCAGCAUGCCAUCUGGACCGGUCCACACUUGACUCUUCAGGUCUCCUGCCCCAGUGGUGCCGUCUCUCCACCUCUCCCCACCCCCUCCACCCCGCGCGCUCUGCCCGAAGACGACUCACUCCAGCUGGGGUGAGCCUGCAGGGAGCUUCCCCUGGACCCCCACCUGGCCUCCAUGAGUUUAUCUGAGGACAACCUGCCUCUCCCUGAAAGAUGGGAAAUGCUUCCGAAGUAGCCCUGUUUUUUUCCAGAAUCUCGAAGGAGCAUGACUACUUUAUGGGCACCGUGUAUGCCGUGUUUUGUGUACUGUCGCUGCUUGGAAAUGGUGUCUUGCUCCUCGUAGCCUAUCGGAAAAGGUCAUCGCUGAAGCCGGCCGAGUUCUUCAUCAUCAACCUGUCAGUCAGUGACCUUGGAAUGACCUUGAGCCUCUUUCCUCUCGCCAUCCCCUCCUCUUUUUCUCACAGGUGGCUGUUUGGAGAUGUGGUCUGCCAAGGCUACGCCUUCUGUGGGGUUUUCUUCGGCCUCUGCAGCUUGACCAACCUCACAGCCCUCUCGUCUGUCUGCUGCCUCAAAGUCUGCUUCCCACACUAUGGGAACAAGUUCUCCUCUGCCCACGCACUCCUCCUGGUGGCCGGGGUGUGGGGUUACGCCUCCAUCUUCGCCAUCGGCCCCUUGGCCAGGUGGGGCCAGUACAGCCCCGAGCCGUAUGGCACAGCCUGCUGCAUCGACUGGUAUGCACCAGCCGACGACAUGCUGGCCAUGUCGUACAUCAUCUGCCUCUUCCUCUUCUGCUACGUGGUGCCCUGCACCAUCAUCUUCCUUUCCUACACCUUCAUCUUGCUGACGGUGCGUGGCUCACGGCAGGCCGUGCAGCAGCAUGUCUCGCCCCAGACCAAGACCACCAACGCUCACACUCUCAUCGUCAAGCUGUCUGUGGCAGUGUGCAUCGGCUUCUUGACCGCCUGGUCCCCGUACGCCAUCGUUGCUAUGUGGGCGGCUUUCGUGGACCGCACCAUCAUCCCACCCUUCGCCUUCGCUCUGGCGGCCAUCUUUGCCAAGUCCUCCACCAUUUACAAUCCCGUGGUCUACCUGCUGUUCAAGCCCAACUUCCGCAAGUCGCUGUGUCGUGACACGGCGCAGUUCCGCCACAAAAUCUGCUCCAGCACGGGCAAGGGCAGCCCCAACGCAGGCCUCAAGGACCCAUCCAAGCCCGCCUCCUCGCAGCGCAGCCACAAGGACAUCACCAACUCCACGCGGCUGUCAAACGGGCUGCCCGAGAGCCAUGGUGCGUGUCUGCACUGCGCGGAGGUGGGCGGUGGCAGUGGGGGCACACGCUGUCAUCUGACCACUCCUCAGCGGACAGCGCGCAUGCUCACGGACUCUGGCCACAGCGAGGUCAUGGUCUGUCAACUUCCUGACAAAUUGCAAGACAACUUCCUCUAGGGGUACCUGCUCCGCUGAGGCUUUGCUCAUGUGGUACUAUGGAGGGCCAUGGGCGAGCAGGAGACACAGAGGAUGGAUGGAUGAGCGAUGCCAAAAAAUAGAUCAACUAAUGUUUUUUUUUUUUUUUUUUUUAAAAAGCCUUCCUUCCGAUGUGGCAAAGCUGGGCAUCCAAGAUCCAAGGGGGAUCAUCUACCUGAAGAACUGCGGUCAUGGAAAUCUAAGUCACUCCUGCAUUUUUAUUGAUGCACCUUGUUCAGCUAAUCGGGCUCUUCAGGGACAUGUCGGCAUUAGAGUCAGGUGUGCCAAAGUCAAACUACAGAGAUACGUGUUUGGGGGGGGGGGGGCAAAUCCUCGAGAGCAGGCGUGAUCUGAGGAGAGCGUGUGUGGAGCCAAAGAGAGAGAGAGAUUAUGCAGAGAAGAGCUUUAAUACAGGACUGAGUGCAUCAAAGAAGGGCAUGUAGAGAAAGAAAGAGAGAGAGAAGGAACAAGGGAAUGAAGGAGAAAGAGGGGGAUUGAUGGGUGAGACAGAGAGGUAAGGGAGCCAGAUUGAGAAAGACGCCUGGCAUAAUAAAACAUGGAGACGAGACAGUCAAGGAGAGAGAGGUGAGAGAAGAG